AUGGCCACCAUCACCUCCCCGACAUCUCCAACAUCGCUGACCCAGCAGCCAUCGGCGCCACCUCCGCCACCUCAACGACUCGAUGAUACCGCCUCCCCCCAGCUGCCCCAGGGCCGGUGCCGCUACAUCCUGAUCGCUCCCGAGCUCAGAGGUCACCGAUGCUCCUGCGUCAACUUCAGCCGCGACAGGGCCUUACCAGGAGCCAUGUGCGAUUGCGUCUCGCGCGUCAGCCAGCUCGAAGAGACGGUCGACAAGAACCGCUACGACGUCCAGGCCGAGCUCGAGGGGUCCUACCACCACAUCUCGGCGGCCUGGCAGCUGAUUGAGCAGCUCCGCCAGCGCAUGGCGGCUGUCGAGGCCACGCACCGCAUCCAGAGCGAGCAGCUCGCCCGCGCCGGCAAGGAGCUGCAGGACCUGCGGAACAGGCAUCUCGAACUCCUGGAGACGGACGAGAUGCUAGAGGAGAGGAUCGAGAAGCUCGAGGAGGUUCCUCCCCCGGACGACGCCGUCACUUCCCCCUCACCCCCCAUCGCCGCCGCCUCCGCCUCCGCCGCUGCCGCUGCCGCUGCCGCUGCCGCCACGAAGCCGUGCCUGCUCGACGGGCGUCAUCGCACGCUGCUCCUCCCCUCGCAGCAGCCGCUCUCGGCACCGCCGUCGCUGUCAUCGUCGCCAGUGGACGCCUGCAACCGUGACGGCCACACAUCCGUCGUCGCCGGCCGGGAAGGGGACGGCGAGGCGUGGACCGUCCACGUGUCGCUCAUGCCGUCCAGGGAGCGCCCCUUCCCCUACGAGAAGGACACGAACGCCUACAAGAGGUGCCUGUCGCGCGGCCUGCACCGCAUGAUUGCCAUCCAGGGCACGUCGGGCGAGGCCUUUGCCGCCGCCGUGUCCCGCACCUUUGGCCACAUCCUGGGCGACCAGGCCUGGGAGCCCCUGCGGGCCAAGACGUGCGACGCCCGCCGCCUCGAGGGCCAGACCAUGCUCCGGCCGCUGGAGGCCGACGUCGUGGCCGCCGUCAGCGGGGACCGUCCCUCGCCGUACUCGCGCGCCUUCCUGCGCGAUAACUGCGCCAUCUGCGACGCCCACGGCAACCUGCAGGCCUUGUACCUCGCUCCGCGCCACGUUUCCUUCUCGUGGCCUACCAUUCGAAACCUGCCCGUCUCGCUUGACGGCCUGGAGGCCAGCUGGGGGUAUGACCAGUACCUCGAUAUCGACAGAGGUGACGCCGACGAGAAGGAGAACGCGCCUCCCCCAUCUUCUUUUAACCGAGAGUCUCUACCCCCACCGUCGUCAUGCUUCUCUCGCUCGCAGCCGCCGCAGCCGCAGCCGCCAUCGGCGGCUAAGCGUGCAGCGUCGGAGAUGCACACUGGUGGUGCCGUCAUGAGCUACGGCGAUGAUGAUGGUAGGAUGGCCAAGAGUCGGAGAGUCAUGCGCGGCAUGAUUGAGACCUUGUAG
Molecule: messenger RNA, 1455 nt
Organism: Geosmithia morbida
Lineage: Eukaryota; Fungi; Ascomycota; Sordariomycetes; Hypocreales; Bionectriaceae
Exons: 2
Coding region: 1-1455 (484 amino acids)
Source: RefSeq, a predicted model, not a curated record